Hippopotamus amphibius kiboko is the source of this 2515-nucleotide messenger RNA. RefSeq names its product TDP-glucose 4,6-dehydratase (gene TGDS). The coding region runs from base 70 to 1137 and encodes 355 amino acids. The transcript has 12 exons. The record is from RefSeq and is a predicted model, not a curated record. Gene Ontology annotation, biological process: nucleotide-sugar metabolic process. Gene Ontology annotation, molecular function: dTDP-glucose 4,6-dehydratase activity. Lineage: Eukaryota; Metazoa; Chordata; Mammalia; Artiodactyla; Hippopotamidae.
GUCGCGGUGGAACUGCCCUACCAUCUACAAACUUGGCGCUUUACGGUACCAGGUUUGCUGAGCUGGGAGAUGUCGGCUGCGGGCAGGGCCGAGCCCGUGGGCCCUCCCAGCAGCUUUGCGAAGCGGGUCCUGGUGACCGGCGGUGCUGGUUUCAUUGCAUCCCAUGUGAUUGUCUCUAUGGUAGAAGAUUAUCCAAACUAUAUGAUCAUAAACCUAGACAAGCUGGAUUACUGCGCAAGCCUGAAAAAUCUUGAAACCAUUUCUAAUAAACAAAAUUACAAAUUUAUACAGGGUGACAUAUGUGAUUCUCACUUCGUGAAACUACUUUUUGAAACAGAGAAAAUAGACAUAGUCCUACAUUUUGCUGCACAAACACAUGUGGAUCUUUCAUUUGUCCGUGCCUUUGAGUUUACGUAUGUUAAUGUUUAUGGCACUCACGUUUUGGUAAGUGCUGCUCAUGAAGCCAGAGUGGAGAAAUUUAUUUACGUCAGCACAGAUGAAGUCUAUGGAGGCAGUCUUGAUAAGGAAUUUGAUGAAUCUUCACCCAAACAACCUACAAAUCCUUAUGCAUCAUCUAAAGCAGCUGCUGAGUGUUUUGUACAGUCUUACUGGGAACGAUAUAAGUUUCCAGUUGUCAUCACACGAAGCAGUAAUGUUUAUGGACCACAUCAAUAUCCAGAAAAGGUUAUUCCAAAAUUUAUAUCUUUACUACAACACAACAGGAAAUGCUGCAUUCAUGGAUCAGGGCUUCAAACAAGAAAUUUCCUUUAUGCUACUGAUGUUGUAGAAGCGUUUCUCACUGUCCUCAAAAAGGGAAAACCAGGUGAAAUUUAUAACAUUGGAACCAAUUUUGAAAUGUCAGUUCUCCAGCUUGCCAAAGAACUAAUACAGCUGAUCAAAGAGACCAGUUCAGAGUCUGAAAUGGAAAACUGGGUUGAUUACGUUAAUGAUAGACCUACCAAUGACAUGAGAUAUCCAAUGAAAUCAGAAAAAAUACAUGGCUUAGGAUGGAGACCUAAAGUGCCUUGGAAAGAAGGAAUAAAGAAAACAAUUGAGUGGUACAGAGAGAAUUUUCACAACUGGAAGAAUGCAGAAAAGGCAUUAGAACCCUUUCCAGUACAACCACCAUUGGUAUAGUCAGGACAGUUUUCAGAGAAAGAAGAAAAUUAUCCUACCUCGACAAGUGAUAUGAAAUCAAGCAACCAAGUCAAGUGUCAUCUUUUCAUUUGAAAUUAGAUUAUGACUUUUUGUGUAAAACUGAAAUGUAAAAUGCCUCAGUUUUUAGAAGAGGCUCAGUAUUAGCAUAAGAUUUAAAUAUCAAAAUUUUCUCAGAAACCUUUUCUUCUGAAAAUUGAGAACCAGUAGGCAUAAAGACUCCUCCAUAGGUAUGGGCCAGGAAGAAGGAAUCUCCUGGUUCUGAGAACAAGGACAGGUAAUAGCUCUGGGCAUGUGACAGCCUUUGCUGACAUUGAACUCAGCUUCCCAGGCUUUCCCACUGCCUAGAAAGUCUCUGAAGUUUUUUAGGCAAUAUAGGAUGAGCCUCAUGCUCUAAUUAUCUUUUUAAGGUCCAGUGUCGCGCUACAACUGCUUUAAAAAUGAAAGAAAUGGAAGCAUAUCUAGCACUUUUUUAACUUUUGAUAAUUUUGUAAAAUUAAGUUAAAUAUUUUUUAAAAGAAGGAUGUAGUUUUUAUAUUUUCAAAAUCAGUCAUUGAACUAUAUAAGUAACCUUGUAUCAGAGAAAUUUUAUCAUGUAUUUACUGUUUAAAAUAAGUUUAUUUAUAAAAUUAUCAAUAUUUUAAUGUAUUUAAUGUAUAAUGUGGCUUUUUAAAAAAUAAUGUAUGUUUUUGUUUUGCUGUAAAAAAUUUUUAAAAGUACUUGAUUACCAUGUAUUUUUGAUUCCUCUCUCCCCUAAAGACUUUAAGAUGAUCUGAAAAGGUAACUGAUUGGAUGUUACAUUGAGAAAAGGAAAAGACUGUGCCCAGCUUUCUGGCUUCAGCGUGUGAGUGGUGGCUUGUUUUCUCUGUGGAGUAGGAUGCAGGGUUAUUAACUCAGAGGUGAUCGAGGAAGGGCAAUAGGAGUGGAGGAAGGGCCUUGGGAUGUGAAGAUUGGGAAAAGAGUAGUAAGCAGAUCCAGAAUUAGUAAGGGGAUUUGCCAAACAGGAAUGAAACACAAGCUGAAAUUGAACACUGUAAUCCAGAAUUCUGAUACGUGUCAAAAUAGAUUGAGCCAGAGCUGGGCACAGCAUGAGGGGCAAGGACUAGAGACCUGAGUGAGAGCGACCGAAGUGAUGGUCCCCUGGUCUUAGUUGUGUCGGGAGGAAGUGCUUCUUGGAGGUAGCUUGUAGCUGUAGAGAAAAUGGAGGGGGGAGACGGCCGAAAGGAGCAGGGGUAAAAGCUCAGGGAGGCAACUGUAGGAAGUUACAGGCAGAAAAUGGGACCAACUGAGAGCAAAUAGUCUUUGAUGGAAUUUGGUCAUUGAGGGUCGAUGACAAAAUAAAAACACUUAUUUUGUGUCA